This is a messenger RNA of Penicillium taxi, 225 nucleotides long. RefSeq names its product H/ACA ribonucleoprotein complex subunit NOP10. Gene Ontology annotation, biological process: rRNA pseudouridine synthesis; ribosome biogenesis; positive regulation of telomerase RNA localization to Cajal body. Gene Ontology annotation, cellular component: box H/ACA telomerase RNP complex; box H/ACA snoRNP complex. The transcript is spliced from 5 exons. The record is from RefSeq and is a predicted model, not a curated record. The coding region runs from base 1 to 225 and encodes 74 amino acids. Gene Ontology annotation, molecular function: box H/ACA snoRNA binding; telomerase RNA binding. NCBI's taxonomy places the organism in Eukaryota, Fungi, Ascomycota, Eurotiomycetes, Eurotiales, Aspergillaceae.
AUGCAUCUUAUGUACACUCUCGGUGCCGAUGGCAAGCGUAUUUAUACGCUGAAGAAGGUGAUUGGCGGCGAGGUCUCCAAGUCCGCUCACCCCGCCCGCUUCUCUCCCGAUGACAAAUACUCUCGUCAGCGUGUUACCCUGAAGAAGCGCUACGGCCUCCUCCUCACCCAGCUUACCGGUACGAUCUAUCUUCCCUCAGAAAUUCUCGCCGAAACCAAAAACUAA